This is a messenger RNA of Sphaeroforma arctica JP610, 4797 nucleotides long. RefSeq lists its product as hypothetical. The transcript has 2 exons. The record is from RefSeq and is a predicted model, not a curated record. NCBI's taxonomy places the organism in Eukaryota, Ichthyosporea, Ichthyophonida. Bases 1 to 4482 code for a protein of 1493 amino acids. Gene Ontology annotation, molecular function: protein binding; guanyl-nucleotide exchange factor activity.
AUGAGCAGUGUCAUUGAGGCCUUAAACUGGUUACUUGACCAGGACAAUCCCGAAGAUGAAUACGACUACGAUUACUACGAAUACGACAACGAGAGCAUCCUAUCGUAUUCUUUGGAUAGCGCACAUCACUCUGGGUUGAAGCACGAGCAGCAGUAUAUGCACAACCAGCCACAGUACCAGGUCCGACCCAGGAAUGGGAGUGGGUCUGGGGUAGUGGUGUAUGAGAACCAGGGUGUGAAUAUAGGCAUGAUUGUGGGAGUUGGACACGGAGGAGGGCAAAUCGUUCAAGCUCGUGCCACUCACACAGACACACAACCAGUGACGCGGGGUAUUAUACACCCAGGAACUGACGAAAGACCGUAUGCUGACCCACGUGUAUUGCAAUCGCAGAGAGAUGCUUCUUCAAGAUACUAUACGAGUCAAAGUGACAGCGAAGGUGGAAGUUAUGCUACUAACACAGGUGUACCGAAGACUGCGUUUGAUAUGUCGAGACUGCGCGAUUCUGUUAUUGUCACGAGCGAGCGGAACAGCCACGUGAGUAUGGUGAGCGGGGUGUCUGUCCGAUCCGACAAAUCCGACAAUGCUGACACUGCGGCGGACAAAGUGAGUCAUGAAGUACUGUUGUAUGAUGGAGAUACGGAGGAGGAUGCACAUACCAGGAGCACAUAUCCAGACAUACACGCACACAUCUAUGGUGGCGACGAAGGGGGAGUGGCUGGGGGCAAGACGGACGACGAUGUAAAUGUAUCAGAUAACCUGCCUGAUAGUGCAGUCAAUCAGCUUAUGGUUGACCCCGUGGUGGGAGUCCCGGCGGAGUCUGAAAAUGCAACCUCUGCCAAUACGACAACCAAUAUAAAAAGAGUGCGAGAUGUGGUUAUUAACGGAAGCGUCAGUUCUUGUGCGCCUUCUCCAAAACCGAGAAUUUUUGCUAAGCCACGCACAUGUAUCAAGCAAGCAAGCGCUUGUACCAUUGAUGUAUCCAGUAAUACAGGUGAGAGCAUGGAUAACAGAACAAACUGUACGGACAACCAGGAUCAAAAUGAUCCCGACGCUGGUGAAAGAACUUUGAGUUCUAAUACUAAAAGUAAAACCCCGGGCACACCUAUACCAGCAAAGAGGGCUGUCAUCGGAGCAGUGCCAAAGAAAGAACCCCUAACACAACCACCAAACCAUCCGCAAACAGACAAUGACUCACCACAAAAAACUGCACAAGAACCAAUCAAAACAGAGGAAAUCACCCUUCAAGAACCAAUCAAUUCACCCGAAUGGGCCCACAAACAGGUCGAUCAGCACAAAGCUAAACACGCUGGUCACCCCCAGGAGACUGAUCACGAGUUUAAGCCAUUCCAAGCGAUCGCUGUACAUCCCUACGCAGCCAUGCGCACAGACGAGCUGAGUCUAUGCGAUGGAGAUCUGAUUGAGGUGGUGUCGUGUGCGAGUGAGCACUGGUGGGAGGGGAGGGUGCUGCAACACGGGGGCAGUGGCUGGUUCCCUUCAGUGUUUGUAAAGGUGAUAGAGAGUGCCGAACUUUCAUCCCUGAGUGAGCGAGGCAGUAGUGCUGAUGGAUUAGAGCACGCUUCGUCGACUAGCUCACACUCGUACCACAGCGCUGACUCGGGCAUACAUACCCAAAUGGGCGAGAGACAGAGAGACGGCAUGGAGGGUACCAACAAAAUGCGUACACGGUCGAUUCAUACUCGUUCCGGUGUGUUUGUGGGCGGAUACGGUGUUGACAUGCGCUCGCAAUUGAAAGCAGAUGAUCACUCGAAUAUCGGGAUCGAUACCGGGGCUAUCUCUACACCUAAGGGCACGCGUGCGGACAAAUCCGGCACCUUUGCGUAUGUUGAUGACAGAGCGAUGCUCAACUUUCGCCUGAUGGUGGGAUUAGAUCUGAUUAACUCGGAAUACGACUUCACCACCGAGAUUGAACUAUUUUUGACCAAUGUUGCUCAGCCGCUGAAAGACUUACAUACCCUCCCUGAUCGCCCCAAACGUGCUAUACUGGCACCUUUGUUCCACGUUGUGCAACUGCAUAAUAUGUUGUACACACAGGUGUAUUCCGAGUGUGAAGGCAAGGACCCAUUUUAUGGAAAGGUCUUCCUAUCGCUGAUGCCCGAUAUCAAGAAGGUUUACAUGGAGUUUGCCAGUGCACAUCCCGUUGCACUAGAAGCGCUGCGUACAUACGCAGAUCACGCUGACUUAAACACUCUACUCAACGGCGUAGCUACCAGCAUACCGCAAGGCCUAGACACAACAUCCGAGGGAGACAAGCAGAUGCACAAUAACACAACCGAGCCAUGUAUGGAAGGGAGAACCGGUACAAACACCGGAACGGAAUGCAUUCCGGAAGAGAACACGGACAAUGUCGCGCAGCGUAGAGACAAUGGCGCGAGUAAGCGGGCGAGUCAUGUGAGUAAGAAGAGCACGGUUUCUAACAAUAUCAAAGCCCAAGUCAACGGGAUAGCUCUGUCACGUCUGACACUUUUCAGCCCCUUCGAACGUCUGCAGAAGCUGGUGCGUUUGUUCGAGGAGCUUCUGCGGUACACACCCGACGCGCAUGCACACCGACACGCCAAUGAGCUGGUUCUUCAAGAACUCUCGACCUUGGAGCGCAACUGUGACACCACCCGCAAACUAGGCGAGAUGGAGCGCAAGGUGCUGUUGUCAAAUGUGGUGGGAUUGGAAACAAGCGCGAUAGAGGCCAUGGGCAAACUGGAGUAUGCUGGCACUGCGGUGUGUCAAUUGCUAGCUACCAGCACUGAUACUGCGAAUAGUAGUAGCGGUAAAGUAAGCGAGACAAAAGGUGAGAAAAGCGGGACAGCAACAGAUGGUAAGGUCUCGUGGCAAGAGUGUGUCGUGCUGGUGUUUAAGAGUGAGCUGCUGGUGCUUGCGCGCGUGUACGAUGGUGUGCCCAGUGGAAAUUACUCCGCCAACGCCCCUGUGAUAGUGGAUAUGGGUUCCGGUGUUGAUCCCGCUAAUCGGGGAGGAAGCCGAGGUAAUAGACGUAUCAGCGCAGAUACCUCGUCUUUCUCCUCCUCUUCGGCUGUAGAGGCUGAACCUGUAUCCAAAUCGGACAGCCAUGCCAGACCGUUCGUGUCUGGAUUAUCGGUCUUCUCAUACGAGCUGGUGGAGCGCUUCGAUUUGGUGAACUCUCAGGUGCGCUAUGUCACGGACGCAGAAGUGUGGGCUACGCCCAACACAACGACCACAUGCACAGAUACGCAGAAGGAAAUGCAGGGCGGUGCCAAUGUGUAUGAAGAUAAAAAUACGAGAAAUAGGCAGGCCGUCAAGUGUAUGAGCAUCAACCAGCCUAUACCAGAUGCACUGUGUAUUGAGUCUCUGGAGGAGGCUGCGCACCAGAAGAUCAUGCUGUCGUCCAAUAGCUCCCGAGAGAACAGAGAGAGUGUGCAGGCGGUGCAGCUGGCGAUUGAUCUGGCACGGGCGCGCAGAGGUUUAGAAGCACUCUCUCCACAACAUGUGCCUUCUCCUGUGCUAGAACGCCGUGCCAGUGGUACUCCAUCGCAUAGACUAAGUGGCGGUAGUAGUAGGUCAGGUAGCGGUAGUCAUAGUCUGAGUGGCGAUAGCGCUAGCGGUGUGCUAGAGAGUGAGUAUAGCAACGUGCUGAACUCGGUCUUGAGUGAGAGUGUAGGAAGGGCGAACACAGAGUCUGUGGGUAAUACCGGUACCCCGCCUAAACUCAUGAAAGCCUUGUCUUACGAUAGUAGUUAUGGCACUAACCUCAACGGUACUUUUGACAAACGCGAUGCUAAAAGUAAUGGUGCUUUAUCCCAAAAUACGAACGUACAUACAAACAACUCGAAACCGGGCUUGUCGGCCACGAGUCGAGACACGAACAACACGCACGCCGAUGGGUGGAAAAGCAAUAAGGGUCCAGCCAAUAGUGUCGGUGGUAGCGUAUCUAAAAGUGCAAGCAUGGGUAAGAAAGACAAGUCGAAGAAUACUAGUAUGCAAGGUUUGGGUAGGAGUAAGAGUAAGAAUCGGUUCAGCCUGGGGUCCUGGGGUAGUAAGCAUAGUAAGAAUAGCCUCAACGCACAGGACACAGAGAAGGAGCGCGAACGGGGGGCUAGCCUGAAGCCGGCAGAAGAGGUCGCGGAAUCUAUAGAGGAGCACGAUGGUGAAGAUAUUCCUGGGAUAUCCUCUCAAUUUACCCAAGACUCACGUACCAGCUCAAGCUUAAGCACGCAUCUUAGUGUGAGUGUGCCUAUACCGGGCGCGACUGCGUCGGAGAAUCUGGCGCACGUUGGGGCAAUCGACGCCUUGGCCCGUGGCAAGGGUAACAAAGUCACGCAGGAGCAGUUUGGUAUCUUAUGCGAUACAGUGGUGGGCCUGCGUGCGGUGAUGGAGAAUAUGCAGAAGGAGAUGGAUGGUUUGCGGGCACACAUCGUUGAGGAGAUCAAGACACGCUCUGUGCUCGAGGCGAGACUGAAGCGCUGUGGUGCUUUUGGUGAUGGAGGUGUAUAGUGGCGCUGUGCGCUUGAAGGCCUGCAUACUCGUGCGAGUGGUGCACCUCUGCAAACCUUGAGUGCAUUUACCUAUACAUCCCGUGCGAUCAGCUGUGCAUUAGUACAUGUUCAGAAUUAAUUGUGAUCCGUACUCAAGGAGGCAUUACAAUCAUCUGCAGUCGAUGACAUUCGUAGGGAAGGUGGUAUGCUGUGUGGAGUGAUCGUGGGCAGGCUGAUGAUUGACUGGAAAGGUGAAUAUCACCGCUAUCAAAUAUAAUUAUAUAAUAUAUAUAUACAUUUUUAUGAGAAAAAUUUAUUAAAAAAAAUUAGCGGA